Messenger RNA from Pararge aegeria (speckled wood butterfly), 3687 nucleotides. RefSeq lists its product as uncharacterized. Gene Ontology annotation, molecular function: aspartic-type endopeptidase activity. The record is from RefSeq and is a predicted model, not a curated record. The transcript is spliced from 4 exons. Gene Ontology annotation, biological process: proteolysis. Lineage: Eukaryota; Metazoa; Arthropoda; Insecta; Lepidoptera; Nymphalidae. The coding region runs from base 1 to 3687 and encodes 1228 amino acids.
AUGUCGUUCAGUACAAAGCGUAAAACUCGGAAACUUAGCUCGACGAAAAUUAAGACUAAACCUCCCGGAAUAGACAGUUAUACUGUUAACGACUUACCUUCUUUACGUCGUAAGCGCACCAUAGCUUUAAACCGUGAUAUUAAAAAGUGGCCUGAAUUUUUUGAUACCUUCAACGCGCUCAUACAUGAUUGCCACUCACUGACCGAAGUUGAGAAAUUUCACUACUUGAUUUCCUCCUUAAGCGGCGAUCCGUUAGCGCUUAUUCGCGUGUAUCCAGUUACAGGUAACUUUUAUUUAGAUGCGUAUGCAGCGUUGGUCGCUCGCUACCAAGACAAGCGGGAGUUAGCCUUUACUUGCUGGAAGGAUUUCUUAAACAUCAAUUUUAAAAGUCAAAAUGCAACUGAGUUCCGUCGCACCUUAGACAGUAUCGACGAAAAUUUAAGCAUUCUCAAGAAACUGAAACUUUCUGUAGAUCACUGGGAUUUUAUUCUCGUAUACCAUGUUUUAUCGAAGCUAGAUACGAAAUUGCGUCGCGAAUUUGAGGAGAAAAGUGUCAAGUCAGAAUUUCCUACAUAUUCACAAUUAAAAGAUUUUUUACAUUCAAAAUGUGAAGCACUUAUACGAGAUCACCAUUUUAGUGAGCCUUCCAAAAGUUCGUACUCAGUGCAGGCAAUUUCUAAACCUACGACUCACAGCAUUAGACGAGCUAACUUUACGCAUACGUUGCUAGCUGAUAGUUCCAGUACACCGCUAACCACAACGGAAUCAAACGAUCAAUACAACAAAGUUUCGAUUAAAUGCCAAUUUUGUGGUGACGUUCAUUCGAUUUUGCACUGCAAAUCGUUUCUAUCCAAAUCCAUAGCUGAACGCAUAUCUAUAGCAAACGAAAAGAGAUGGUGCUAUAAUUGUCUUAAGGGUUCCCACCAGUUGCGAAACUGCGUCAGCGUGUUUCGAUGCAUCAAAUGCAAAGCAAAGCAUCAUACACUGAUUUGUGACGUCGACAAGGAAGUUGAUUCUAAGUGUACGAAUGCAAACUCUAAAUCCGUUUCGCUAUUUGCUAAGAACUCUGGAACUAUUACCAACAGUAAGUGUUCUGUUAAUACAACCGUUCUGUUGGCUACUGCUGUUAUCCAGCUACAGGAUAUUGACGGCGAGUAUCAUUCUUUCCGUGCUCUUUUUGACACAGGAAGUCAAAACAACUUUAUAACAUGCAACGCAGCUCAAUGUUUAAAGUUAAAACCAAUCCCAUGCGAUUCAAACGUUCAAGGUUUGGGAGGUGCCGCUGCUGAAAUCAACGGCAUAAUCCAUUGUCCUAUUGGCACAAAUAAUCGCAGUGUCUUCGAUGUGGACAUGUAUGUCAUGUCAAAAAUUUGUGGCGAUCAGCCUGUUGCGAAACUCCAAACUCAUGGCUUUUCUCACAUUGCCGAGCUGCAUCUAGCAGAUCCGGGAUUUGAUAUCCCUGGGCCUAUUGAUGUGCUUCUUGGUGCAGACGUUUUCGCUGAUUCACUUCUCGGAGAACGCAUAAAGGGUGACGCGCGUCAACCUCUAGCGAUUAAUUCGUUAUUUGGUUGGCUUUUAUUGGGAAGAACGCCGCUCAUCACUUCAAGUUUACUUCGCGUCACGACUAAUUCAGACGAGUUGGCAUCUAUCGUUCAAAAGUUCUGGGAACUCGACUUAAUUCCUAAUGCGUCGCCUCUUACACCUCAAGAAGUUGCGUGCGAAAGGGCUUACAUUGCUGAACAUUAUCGAGACUCUUCGGGUAGGUAUGGUGUACAUCUACCAUUUAAGGACAAUGUGGAACCCAGUUUCGUAGGAUCACGCGAUGUUGCGGUGAGGAGAUUUAAAGCCAUCGAGCGGCGUUUGACACGUGACCCUCUCUUGUAUCAGCAAUAUACUGAAUUCAUGGAAGAUUAUCUUCGUUCAGGACAUAUGUCGUUGGUGGCUGUCAAGGAUCUUAACCUUGGAAGGUACUAUAUACCCCACCAUUGUGUGAUAAAGCCAGACAGCGCGACGACCAAGUUACGCGUAGUCUUUGACGCGUCCGCUCAAGACGUCAAUCAUAAAUCAUUAAACUCAACUUUACUAACGGGACCUAAGCUUCAAUCUAACAUUUCGGAGGUGCUCCUUCGUUUUCGUUUGCAUGCGGUUGUCUUUUUGGCUGAUAUUCGUCAAAUGUAUAGACAAAUCUGGGUCUCUGAACACCAUAGGGAUUAUCAGAGAAUUAUAUGGAGAUCGAAAUCGGAUCAAAUCUUACAGGAAUAUCGAUUAAACACUGUUACUUAUGGUGUUGCAUCUGCGCCAUAUCUUGCGUGUAGGACCAUCAAACAAUUAGCAGAAGACGAGGGCUCUCGGUUUCCUUUAGCUAAAAAUAUCUUAUGCACAGAUAUAUACGUGGACGAUGUUGUUACUGGUUGUGAUACUCUAGAUAACGCGCUAGAGGCUAAGUCACAGCUUAUCACACUCUUUUCCUUAGGCCAUUUCAAACUAAGGAAGUGGGCUAGUAAUGUUCCCGGAUUAUUGUCAGAUUUUUCUCGUGAAGAGUGUCUUCUUGACCCUAAAUCGUUUUCAGAUGAACCACCUUCUACGCUAAAGGUACUAGGCCUUAAAUGGGACCCCGUAACUGAUACGUUUCAAUUCGAGGUAGCAUCAUCGAAUUGUUUGUGUACCAAGCGAACUAUUCUGAGUGAGCUUGCACGAAUUUUCGAUCCCUUGGGAUUCAUUUCACCUCUUACUAUUAAGGCUAAGUGUCUGAUCCAGAAACUUUGGAUUCUCGGAAUCUCUUGGGAUGCAGAGCCACCUGAGGAUAUAAUAUAUUCAUGGAAAAUCUUCUGUGACCAGCUUUCAGUUCUUCAAGAAUUACAGCUCCCUCGUCGCCUCACUGUCGAUAAUGCCAUCGCGUAUGAGCUGCACGGAUUCUGUGACAGUUCUGAAUUAGCAUACGGGGCUAUUAUUUAUCUGCGCGCUUUAUGCAAGGAUGGAUCUGUUCAAAUCCGGUUGGUAUGUGCCAAGGCUCGCGUGACCCCAAUCAAGAAGAUUUCGUUGCCUCGCUUGGAACUGUGUUCAGCAGUUCUCCUAACAGAUUUAACUAAAUUCGUCUUAAACACCUAUCUUAACAAAAUAAUCAUUAAUGUGAUUAAUUUAUGGACUGAUUCGACCGUUGUAUUGUCAUGGCUUCGUUCUCACUCUUCUCGUUGGACUACGUUUGUAGCUAACCGUGUAAGUCACAUUCAAGAUAUAUAUCCUGCCGAGUCGUGGCAUCACGUUACUUCGCCUGACAAUCCUGCGGACGUAUGUUCUCGUGGGCAACUUCCAUAUGAUCUUCUUCGUAAUUCGUUGUGGUGGUACGGACCGUCCUGGUUAUCAUUACCGCCUGACAAAUGGCCCAAUUCGUCCAAAUUGCCAUCUCCAACAUGCGGGGAGGAGAAUCUCAUACGCCAAGAGGAACGUCCAGCGGUCACAUUGCAACAGAAGGGAAACGUUGUAUCCAGACGGCAUUGCGUCUCGUCCCUUCAAAUCAGCAGCGAACUAGCCAACGGAAACCCGGUCUGGAUCGCCUCGGUACAACCGAAUCUGUCCGUUAUAUCGGUGGAACAUCAGCCUAACGAUAGUGUUCCAAACCCAGUGUCAUCACCGGAUCUCAACGACAAGAUCCGUGUGGUCACAUUAAUUAUUAAAAUAGUAUUCUAA